GUCUUCUUAAAAGAAUAGAUAUUCGCUUGAUUUUCGCAAGAUCGCAAGCCCCUCUCGGCUCCAGCGGCUCGGAAUCGAGCUCCGAAUAACAAAGAGCAAAUCUAAUGAUGCACGGAACGGCUGAUGAGCGAGCAGGCGAGGCUCCAAGAGUGCCCGAAGCAGGAGGAAAAGAUCUGUAAGGGUGCUGCAUGGAAGGGGUAGAGAAGUGGGUGUCGCAAAGAUACCGGAUAGUUGAUCCAUUCGGGCUCACUUGAUUCUCGCGGUGGAAGGAAAAGGCGCGCGCGUUCGCCACUCUUCGAAUCGUACCCCGGUAGAGCGUACGCGUAUUACGCCAAGCGAGAGUAGUAAAGAAGCGUACAUGCUGGUGUGCGUGCCGCGCUGAUCAGCCACGCAGCUGUCCGAUACCCGAUAGUGAGGAUAAAACUUAUCGAAAUUUUGAGAAUCCAUGUCGUUGCCGGGGAGGAUUGAAUGAGAAUAACAUUUUUAAUAUGGGAAGUGAACGAUGAGUUAUUUGGAGCGUGGAAUUUUCAUUGACGACAGUGCGACAAUAUAAAAACUUGCAUUAGCUUCGAGUUAAAUCGCAAAAUCGAAUGUUUUGCUGUCGAUAAAAGAUCUUUAGAGAUUUUCAGUGAAUUUAAUCGGUCGAGUUUGAGGGAUUUAUUUACCGAGUUUCAAUACACGCUGCGUUUAUGUAUAGCACAGAAGGUCGAGUGAUUAAAAAGUGAACAUCGACCUUGCAAGCGUCGACCUGCAUACUCAUUUGUUAAGAUGAGAAGUGCGGUUAUGACCGCUUGUAUCCUGGGGCUCGCUUUCGCCGGCAGUCCCAGGCUACCUCGGACUUCCGCCGAUCAACGGAGCUCGAGAAAUGCUCACGUUAACAAUAACAUUACUGGGAAUAUAUUGCCGACUUCGACGCGUGGAACACUCAGGAAUCGCGAGCAGUAUCUCUUCAACGUAUUCGAAGUGAUCGUUUCGACGCUGGAAUCGAAGCUCCAACGGAUCGAGAAUUUGGACAAAGCGGUCGAGCAUCUGAUGCGCAGAGUCGAGGCCCUCGAUUCCCGGGUGAACGACAACAUCGACAAAACUGAUGCGGUUAUCACGAAACUGAGGACUUUGGAUCUCAAGCUGUUUCACGCGCAGCCUCCGCCCCCGCCGGAUUACGUGGAUCCGCAGUCGAGAACAGCCGACAGCAGGAGCGGAAAUAGCGAGGAAGUUCCGAUAAUACGAUUGAUCCACCACGACGUUCCGUCGCCGAACGACCUCGGCGAGAAGCUCGUUUCGCUGGAUCAAAAAGUUUCGGACAUCGACGAGAAACUUGUGAGCUUGAAGAAUCAGCUGGACAACAAUUUCUUGCCGAACGACGACAUCAAGGCCGAAGCCAGCGAAAAGAAGCCGAUUAGUAUGAACGUCGUAGAAAUAACGAAAGCGAUGAGCAACGAAGUCAUGAACCACGUGACGAUCGAGAUUGAGAAUCUGCGACAGCAGACCGGCAACAUGGAUCGAAAACUGCAGUUCCACAUGAAUCUCGUGUCGGACACUCUCGGUGCCGUUUAUUCCCUGACUAAGGAAAUCCACGAAGCCGUUGUCGACAAGAGCGCCGCGUCCUUGGCAGACAACACGUCGAAACCGGACAGCGAGACUCGAUCGAAAAUGAGCAAGAUCGACAAGCUCAUCGACACGAUGAACCCGAUGAACUCGGUCGCGGAGAAGAUGAACCAAGUCUGGAACGUCGUUAUUGGAACGAAAAACUCGAUCGAUUAUCUGUUACCGAAGUCCGACGACCUUCUCUCUCAGACCGAGAGGCAGGAGCGUGCCAUUAGCCAAAUCCAUGCCGAUCUCGGAUCAAAGACCAAUACGAUCAUCAAAAAUCUUGAGGACGUCGAGAACCGCUUGAAAAAGCAGGAACAUGACGUUGCAGCACUCGCCCAAAGGCCUAUCCCGCCCGAGCUGUUGCUCGAUCCGACGAUCGAUCGACUCGUCGAGUACAAUCCGAGCAGGUUCGUCGAAUCGACGGAAGACUUUGCCACCGAUGCUCCGACAACCACGACGAUAACAUCGUCCACAUUUUCGUCCUUGCCUGCUUCACCGUCAAACGCGACUCUCGAUAUAGCACCGAACAAUACCGUGACGUCCAAUCCAGCCACGACUCCAGCUUCGACCCCGCAACGAUCGAUGGCUAAAAAUCGCGGCGUCAUCUUCCCCAGUGUUAAAAACAAACCGAGCCCGGCUAAUUCUACUUUCACUACUGAUAUGAUCGUCGGCUACAAAGACAUCAAAGGCUACUCGUGCGUCGAUUUACUCAAUGGUGGCAUGAAAGACAGCGGCGUUUACUACCUGCAAAUCCGAGGUACUACUUACUGGUUCCUCAAAGUUUACUGUGAGCAGGAAAUCGCCGAGGGUGGUUGGACGGUGAUACAGAGAAGAGACGACUUUGGAGAACCCCGAGAAAACUUCAACAGAGAUUGGGCCGAUUACAAAAACGGUUUCGGGGAUCCUGCCAGAGAAUUUUGGCUCGGCAACGAGAACAUUUACAUGCUGACGAACAACGAAGAUUACUCGCUGCGCGUGGAGCUCGAAGACUUCGAAGGAAACAAGAGGUACGCUCAGUACUCGCACUUCAAAAUCUACUCGGAAGGCGAAUACUACAAGCUCGAAAUCGACGGAUACGAGGGCAACGCCGGUGACUCGCUAAACGAUCCAUGGUAUGGCUCGAACAACAGUCCAUUUUCAACAUACAAUCGAGACAACGACAGAUCGUCGUUGAAUUGCGCUUCGAUGUUGAAAGGCGGUUGGUGGUGGAAGUCUUGCGGACGUGGAUUGAACGGUCUCUAUUUGAACGAUCCCCAGGAUUUAACGGCACGACAAGGAAUAGUUUGGUUCCGUUGGAAAGGCUGGGAUUACACACUGAAAAAGGCGACGAUGAUGAUCAAGCCGAAGAGCAUAAUGCAAGCACUUUGAAUAGACGCUUCAACUGGUCGAAUGUCUGGCAACGAAUGAAAACUCUCGAGAUAGCUUAGCAAGACGAGUUUGGACGAAGGUGAAAGACGGUGCAGGAUCAUCGCGAGUCCAUCGUCGAUGAUGUACCGCAAGGCUUUUUUCCACCGGGAUUGCGACUAAAAAUCACGUGGAUUUUCUUCAUUCUUCCUUUAUUUCCAAACGUCAAAUCGGGAGUUAAAACGGUUAUUUAGAAAUGAGAAAAAAAUGAGCCUGCGCGCUGAUUGGAUAUGAAAAAUUCUUCUCCCCCUCAGCACCUCGAAUAACUUUCCUUUUUUCUAGCAUCCCCGAUCAAAAUAUCUCGUUCUUUUCUUCAUUAUUGUACCUUAAUUCGCAUUCGCCAUUAUACAGUAUUCACUAUAUAGCUCGAGCACGAACAAUCCGAAAGCACAAACUGUUAUACUUUCUCCUUGUUCUCUCUUGCUCAUAUAGUUAAGUCGUAUUGUGUUUUUAUUUAGCAUUUAUGUGUUAUUUACUUUUGCGAAUUACUAUGAUAAAGGUGUAGCAGUGACAGGGUUAAGUUACGACCCAAAGUUCACUUUGGUCAAGACCGUUGGUUCGAUUUGGCUCGGGGGCGAGCAUCGUUCCCAGUGAAAUUAUCGUAAAUUCCUGAUGAUUCGAUAAACAGAUGAGUGAAAACAUCGUGAAUUCGUUCGAGAGUGAAAAAAAGUUGGAUUGAGGCUAGAAAAUAUUGCGGCUGUUAAACUGGCAGUGGUUUGGAUCGAGAGAAAAAAAGAAACGAGGGAGGUGACAGAAAAAAUGCAAAAAACCCUUCGAGUCCAUUUUUCAUGUCCGAAUUCUCACAUUUUAUCAUCUUCGUAUUCGAUUUCCGAUGUGAAUAAAAAUCGUUAUUUUUGCAUGUGAAACGCACGUUCACUUGUUCGAGGCUAUCGAGACAACGCUGCAAUACUCUCAUUGUGUUUCUCGGGAUAUGAUGAAACUAGAAGAUCGUUUGCAUUCGUGCGAAACAUCUUUGUAUAUACCACGAUCAUCAUUAUUAUUGAACAGGAAAUAAAAGUAGCACUAAAAGCAAAAAUUAUGCGGGACGAGCUAAAGUAUCCGAAGAACUUGCGCAUUGAUACUCCAAACCCUUUCGUUUCACUGAUCAAGUUCUUCCAUUCGGUAAAUGUAUUAAGCAGUAGGUGAAUAAUUGUAAAUAAUACAGACACACACACACACACACAAACACACACAAACACACACAUGUUGAGUACAAUUUAAGUUGUAAAAAGCCUACGAAUAAAUGUGUUUUUUGUAAA
Venturia canescens is the source of this 4253-nucleotide messenger RNA. Its product is annotated as angiopoietin-2. Bases 769 to 2958 code for a protein of 729 amino acids. The record is from RefSeq and is a predicted model, not a curated record. The transcript is spliced from 10 exons. NCBI's taxonomy places the organism in Eukaryota, Metazoa, Arthropoda, Insecta, Hymenoptera, Ichneumonidae.